Molecule: messenger RNA, 2181 nt
Organism: Chara braunii
Lineage: Eukaryota; Viridiplantae; Streptophyta; Charophyceae; Charales; Characeae
Source: the annotation of a GenBank genome assembly
GGCUUUAGGGCUUUAAAAACGCCGCUACAGUCUCAUCCCUUCCUCCUAUUAAAUCCCCAGAUUCUGCAGGAGCGCAUGGCUGACAUGGUGAGGACGUUAGCUCUGCUAAUUAUCCCGCUUGGGGCGGUGGUGCUGUUCAUAGCUCUGCACGCGUGCCACCUGGCCGGUGCUCGCAUCCGGCGUGGAAGGAGGAAGGGGUUGAGGAGGCUUCGACAGGGCGCUUCGGCAAGCAAAGGGAUGGGGGAUGAAUACAGUCGGGGUUGUGAGGGUUUUGGGAUGGGGAGGGGGGCGUACGGAGGAGGGAGUGGAAUGCAACACAAUGUCCACCACAGGUUUGAUCCAAAUUCGUAUUCGCAUCUCCCUCCUCACCAGCAGCCUUUGCCUGAUGACACGACCUGGACGCCCCCUCCGUCGACAUUGGGUCUGGCAUGGGGGUCGACACAGACGUCUUACGACACACCACCACGAGUAGAAAGCACCGGAGGGGGUGUGGGUCCCAUGUCCGGUUUGCUGGGCGAAACGCGGGGCAGAGGCCGUCAUCCAUUCGAUUUGCAACUCUCACCGACGACCACCAUGGGCAUGUCUAGAAUGGUCCUCGUCCAGCGGAGUGGACAGGGUGGCGGUGCGAGAACGCAGACAAUGCAUGCCAGUGACCUUGAUGACGGGAUGCCAAUGCAUCGACCGAACCACAUGUCAAGGCCUGCGCCGAGCCAGGCCGCACCAGCGGGCAGCGUGUCGUAUCACCAACCUCCAGCAGGCGCAACCAUGCAGGAUCAUAGGCCUGAUGUGGGCGGUGUUGCGGAAUCCCCUCGAUGCGUGGAGUGUAUUGUCUACCGGUUCAAUAGCUUGCGGGCGACCAGCGACGGUGAUGGAGCAGGCGCGACCAUGCAGGAACGGAGGCCUGAUCUGGGCGAGGUUGCGGAAUCCCCUCGAUGUGUGGAGCGUAUUGUCUGCCGCUUCAAUAGCUCGCGGCCGACCAGCGACGGUGAUGGAGGCGGACGUGACGGUGGUGCCAGCGAGGCGGACCACGUCGACGUUAAAGACGAUGACGGUGACGACGAUGACGAAGACGAAGCUCCGGUCAAGGAAGCAGCCUCCAGCGGGACGAAAAAGCAAGUUUCCAAAGGUCGUGGGAAAGCAAAGGGGAAGGAUAAGGAAGGUGAUACGAACGGCGAGGGUGGCGGGAGCGGAGCACGGGGGAACUGGAGUUUGAACGAGUCUCUCGUUCUUGUCCGGUGCAAAAGAGACCAAGAUGACUACUUUGCUAAUGCGGGAACCAACUUCGCCAGAAUGAAAAUGAAGGACCAGAAGUGGAUGGACAUCGCUAAGCGGAUGGAGAAGGAAGGAGUUCGGCGGAACAGGGAGCAAUGCAUGAAGAGGUGGGAGAACAUAUUCGGGUGGGGAGAGGAUGCGGGGGACGGGUGUGGCAGCAGAUCGUCUUCUAACGGCAUUCAUGGCAAGCGGAAGAACGCCAGGCAGCUGGCUUUCAAGGCGGUGACAGAUGUGAUGAAAACGCACUCGGCCGUUGUCGCGGAGUCCGUGGACCGCGCGAGCAAGCGGCAGUGCGACGUGCUCCAAAGGCAGUGCGACAUAAUGGAGAAGAAGGCGAGAACGCAGAAGAGGCAAUGCGAAGUUCUCGAUGUCGGCCAACGGAUGUUGUGCGAUGCUCUCCGUAAGAUCGCUGGACACGAAGUGCGGCAUUACGAGGUGGACGCAAUUCUCCACGUCAUCGCCGCGUUGGGAUAUGCGGAUAACAUGCUGUGUGAGGUAGUCAGCUACGCAACGAAAGUCGGCCGCGCGAUCCCCAACCGCUGGGAAGGAGGAGUGGACGUUCUCGCUGACAUCGUCGACCUCCUAAUGUCGAACAUCACGAACGAGCACGAGGAACGCAUGACUGUUCCUGCGGAAUUUCGGAGUGUUAACGAGCAGUUUGUGGAUGUCCGAUUGUGAAGAGAGUAUGUGCUUUUGCGUCGCUAUUUUUUUUUUCGCCAUCGGAUGUGCGGAUGUCAAUUUCCUUUGGUUUCUCUAGUGUGCCGAACACAUAUAAAGCUCAUGUGCAACAAACUUCUAUUGUGUACUUCGCCUCACCCAUGGACGACUAUAAAACUGAGAAAGCAAAUGAACACAUAUAGUCGUUAUCCUUUGCGAAAAAAACACACAGAAUGAAAAGCAAUUACCGUC